UUUUUUUUUUUCAUAAUUUGUUUUCCUAUUAUUAUUAUUAUUAUUAUUUUAGUUAAACUCUCCUUCGCAUGUUUUUUAAAAAAAACAUAUAAUAUUUUUCUUCUUUUCUUUUUUCUACUUCAAUACUUUCCUUUUAUACGGUCUCUAGACAUAUCUAAAUUUAAUAUACACUUAGCUCUUAUAUACACAUAAUAUAUAUCUUUAUUCAUAUAUUUUUAUAUAUAUACACUUACACACUUUUUAUAUACAUAUUUUAUCCUAUAAUAUCUAUAUACAUAUUUCUUUUUUUCUUUAAAAAAACACACCUUUUAAUUUACAUAUACUUACAUAUUUUACAUAUUAUAAUUAAUUAAUAAUAUAUGGCUGCGCUGUCAUUUAGCUACGCACCUCCAUUAUCGAGUCAAUGCACUCAAUAUAUCAACCAGGAUGAAACAAUGAUUGUAUCCAACUUGAAAGAAACAUGUCAAAAAAUUAUGUCAACAAGAGGGUGCCAAAUAUCUGUUAUCACUACGAAAACAAAACAGCAAAGCUCUAAUACAUGUAACAAUAAUACUACAACAAAUAACAUUAUUAACUGCAAUAAUAUCGAAUUUAAUAUUUCUUUGACUGGCUCAACUCAAGCUUUAAUGGAAGCUCGCGGCGACUUACUUCAGAACUGUCCACUUGAGACUAAAUUAUUAAUUCACAUACCACCUACUUCCAAAUUACAAUUAUUAACCGAUCGUUUUAAUCAGUUGCAAAAAGAAUUAAACACAAAAAUCAAUGUUAUUCCCGAAAAACUUAAUCAUUCAAGUCUCAUCUCAGAUAAUAAAGUAACCAUUGAGAUCAUCGGUAUUCCUUCUCAAGUUGAAAUAUGUCGAGUGCGUGUUCUUGUGGCUAUUGACGAAAUAAUGAAAUCGUUUAAAACUGAAAUUGUUCGAUUACCUUUAAAACUACAAUAUCUUAUUUGCGGCAGAAAAAGAGCCGGAUUAUUACCAAUUAUUGAAGAAACUGCAACAAAUAUCUAUUUUCCUUCUCCAUUUACCAAUUAUAAUCCUAUCACUAAUAAUAACAGCUCAAAUAAUAAUACAAUCGGUGAAAAUGAAGAUAAUCAGGAAGAUCUUCGAUCUGUCAUUUAUAUUACAGGUGAACCUAAUCAGGUCUCACGUGUAAAAGAUAUGUUAAAUAAGCUUGCUAUUCAAAAAGCAAAAUCAAUGUAUCACAAAGAUACUGCACUUUAUGCAAGAAAAAUAGAUUGGCUUUUAUUAUAUCGUCGCGACGAAUUGCGUAAAAUCAUGCAUGACAAUGGCGCUUAUAUUGAAUUUCCAUCCAUUGGUUCUGGAGAUAAUCGUGUUACUGUUUAUGCUGAAAAUCGAGUGAACGCAGAACGUACAUUAAGAGCACUUAACUUUCAAGCAUGUAAUAUUUACGAGGCAUGCUUCUAUUUUAAUAAUCGUGAUAGUGCAAUUUAUGAUUCAACUGGAGCUCAUUCAUUUUUUGAUUCUAUCUCUAACCUUAUGAACCUUGUAUCUCAACUUUCUCAAAUAUCUGGCUCUGAAGUGAUUUACAAGACCGAUCCUAGCUGUAUUGAGGUACUUGGACCCGAACGUGCCAUUCGUAAUGUUUACCAGAGGCUCCAGGAGAUGCAAUUCCUUCAAGUCUUUCAUCAAUAUACUAUUUUCCGUGUUGAAUCUUCAAAUGAUCAACGAGAUUUUAUCUCUGGGAAAAAAAAUGGAAAAAUUAAUAAAAUCAUGAAAACUUCAGGCGCCAAGAUUAGAUUUAUACCUUUCAUGAAUGAUUACAAUUUUGUCAUUGAAGUUGAAAGUACAAGCUUCACUAAGGCUUUGGAUGGUCUUACGUUACUUCAAGAAGAGUUGCCUGCUGAAAUAUCAUUUUAUGUCCCAGAGUCAUAUCAUAAGCGUAUUAUCGGUGUAGGUGGCAAAAAUAUUCAACGUAUUAUGAAGAAAUAUGGUGUCUAUGUUAAAUUUUCAAACACAGAAGAAUUUGCAUCUCUCGGUGGUUAUUAUAACAAUGAAGACAACGUUGUAGCUCGUACGCCGAUGAAAAAUCAAAUUAAUUUAGAUAAUUUGCGUCAUGCUGUCAUGGAAUUAAUUCAUCCUAAAGACCGCGACUAUAUAGUCGAGAUGAUUCAAAUUCCUUUUGGCUAUCAUCGGGAUUUAAUUCAUAAAUAUCAAAACAGUUUUAUUACUGAAGAACUUGUCAAAAAGACAAAUACUCAAGUUGUUUGGCCUGAUGCUGAACUUGCUAAUAAUGAGGUUGAAUUGCUUGGCCCAGAGGCCCAUAUGUCUACCGCCUAUAAGAUGAUGGAAAGCAUUGUGCCUGAGUCAUAUGAUUUGCAUGUGCUUCAAAGCUCCGCUUUUACAGACGCGAUUCAGUCGGAUCUUUUUGGAGAAAAAGUAGUUGAGUUGCUUCGUAAAGAUUUUAAUAUAUCUGUUGAAUCACACUUGGAGAGCAAACGGGGUCCAUUUAUUCGUCUUCAUAUGACUCGAGAUAAAGUGAUGACAUCUCUUAAGGAUGCACUAAAGAUCGUUAUUGACUAUUUAAAUAAUCAAAAUGUAUCUCUUUACGAGAAUACGACUGUAGAUACUCUCUUUGGUAUGAUUGAAAAAAAUCAAUUGCUUGCUCACAAAAAAAGUUCUUCAAGUAAAGCGAAUACGAAUAGUUUACUUGAUUCUUCCUCGCUCUUAAAAUACCAAUCACAGCCCAUUAUCAGCAAUAAUACAACCUCUUCUGUAUCUAUGGUACGAUCAUCUGACGAUACUAUCUAUACAUCCCCCCCUAAUAGUAGCUUACAUAAUGCUUCCACUAACAUGACUCCACCACAAGUGUAUCAAUUCUUCAAUUUCCCAAAUGAUACUGCUAGUUUAACAAAUAAUCCUCUUGAUAACAAUAGUUGGAUGCCCCUGAAUUCUCAAAUGCAACAACCGAUACCAUCCACUUCUACAUCUAUCCAAUCGAACGGUAGUGGUGAAAACAAUAUCCGAGCUAUCUUUGAUGCACCCAUGGAGUUGACUGAUCAAGAACGUGCUGUUCUUAAUAACUAUCGUUAUCAAAGGAUACCAAUGCCACCUCCUCCCACCACCAAUUUUGGAUUCCCUCAAGCGAUGCCCACUACUUCAUCUACUAGUGAUAUUUGGUCCACUAAUACUCCUUCUCAGAUUCCAGGUAGUCGCCGAUCAACUGGUUUUUCUACAGCAAGCUCUAUGACAAGUCCACCUGCAACUAAUCGCCGAAAGGCUGCUACUAGUUAUGGAGCUAAUACAGCUACAGAUGCUAUUAACAUGAUGAGAUUUAAUGAUAAUAAUAAUGGCGUGUUUUAUCCUUCUAUGGGGCAGAUGACACCAAAUGCAACAGAAUUUAAUCCAUAUAGUGAUACAUCUACUACUUCAGGAAGUUUAAAACCAAAUCAAUCGAUGCCUGAACCAAUACUAGACACACAUUUUAAUACUGGUAAUCGACCCUCUUUCCAACAAUCAUCUAAUACAUUUCAUGUUAAUCAAGCAUCUCAAGCGUUUAGUCAGUUAAGUCUUGGCAACUAUCGACAACCACCCAACACUAACUUUAUUCCACGUAAUACACCCUCUAAGCAUGAUCAGCAACAACAACAACAACAACAGUUUUUUACAAAUAAUAAUUAAUGAAAUAAUUACCUUUUAUAUAUAAGUAUAUACAUAUAUACAUAUAUAUAUAUAUAUAAUA
This is a messenger RNA of Cokeromyces recurvatus, 3699 nucleotides long. RefSeq lists its product as uncharacterized. The transcript is spliced from 6 exons. Gene Ontology annotation, cellular component: nucleus; cytoplasm. Bases 360 to 3638 code for a protein of 1092 amino acids. Gene Ontology annotation, molecular function: mRNA binding. The record is from RefSeq and is a predicted model, not a curated record. Lineage: Eukaryota; Fungi; Mucoromycota; Mucoromycetes; Mucorales; Mucoraceae. Gene Ontology annotation, biological process: nuclear division.